AUGGGGCUCACUCAAGGUGUUUUCUCUCUGACUUCUGAGCUCCUGGAAGGAGGGAAUCAGACUAGUACCUUUGAGCUCCUCCUCUGCGGACUCUCAGACCAGGCACAGCAGCAGCACAUCCUCUUCCUGUUGUUUCUGUGGAUGUACGCGGUCACUGUGGCUGGGAACCUGCUCAUUGUCCUGGCCAUUGGCACCGACACACACCUCCACACCCCCAUGUACUUCUUCCUUGCCAGCUUGUCGUGUACAGACAUCUUUUUCACCUCCACCACCGUGCCCAAGGCCCUGGUGAACAUCCAGACCCAGAGCAGGUCCAUUUCCUAUGCAGGGUGCUUGGCACAGCUCUACUUCUUCUUGACUUUUGGGGACAUGGACAUCUUUCUCCUGGCUGUAAUGGCCUAUGACCGCUAUGUGGCCAUUUGCCACCCACUCCACUAUAUGAUGAUCAUGAGCCUCCACCGCUGUGCCGUCCUGGUGGCCGCCUGCUGGACCCUCACGAGUCUUGUCGCCAUGACUCACACCUUCCUCAUAUCCCGGCUUUCCUUCUGCUCUAAGAUCAUUCCUGACUUCUUCUGCGAUUUGGGACCGCUGAUGAAGGUGUCUUGCUUUGACACCCAGGUCAAUGAGCUUGUGCUCCUCUUCCUAGGGGGAACAGUCAUUUUAAUCCCUUUUAUGCUCAUCCUGGUCUCUUAUAUCCGCAUUGUUUCAGCCAUCCUCAGGGCGCCCUCUGCCCAGGGAAGGUGCAAGGCCUUCUCUACCUGUGGCUCUCACCUCGUUGUUGUUGCUCUGUUCUUCGGGACGGUGAUCAGGGCGUAUCUGUGCCCCUCAUCCUCUUCCUCCAGCUCAGUAGAGGAGGAUACAGCGGCUGCUGUCAUGUACACAGUGGUGACUCCCCUGCUGAACCCCUUUAUUUAUAGCCUGCGGAACAAGGACAUGAAGGCUGCAGUGGUUAGACUUCUCAAGGGCAGAGUCUCCUUCUCACAGGGCCAGGGCCAGUGA
Mandrillus leucophaeus (drill) is the source of this 999-nucleotide messenger RNA. Its product is annotated as olfactory receptor 1P1. Bases 1 to 999 code for a protein of 332 amino acids. Gene Ontology annotation, biological process: G protein-coupled receptor signaling pathway. Gene Ontology annotation, cellular component: membrane. Gene Ontology annotation, molecular function: olfactory receptor activity; G protein-coupled receptor activity. Lineage: Eukaryota; Metazoa; Chordata; Mammalia; Primates; Cercopithecidae. The record is from RefSeq and is a predicted model, not a curated record. The transcript has a single exon.